Closterium sp. NIES-67 is the source of this 1365-nucleotide messenger RNA. The record is from the annotation of a GenBank genome assembly. Lineage: Eukaryota; Viridiplantae; Streptophyta; Zygnematophyceae; Desmidiales; Closteriaceae.
GACGCAACCACAUCGGCAGAUUCACCUGCGACCUCAUCCCUCCAAGCUGGCAGAUUCAUGUGUGACCCGUGCGUGUUGCGUCAGUUACCACUCGGAACGAGAUAGAUUGUUCGUAGACGAUGGAGACGAAGACGUUGCAGCUGCUGGAUAGCGCCGACGCCGUCGUGCGGCUGCGCCACGUGCUCGCCACGCAGCUGCAGCACGGCUGGAUGGACCUCGCCGCCGCCCGUUACAGUCACGCGUCGUCGCCUCUGGGUGACGGUGGGCUGAUGCAUCUCGUAGGGUGUGCGACGUCGCACCGGGCGUCGCCAGGCGACUCAAAUCGAGCGAGCGAAGAUGGCGAGGAAAAGGGAGAAGAUCCUCGGCUUGUCAGGGUAUGCGUUUCAGGAGGAGGAAUCGGGAAUGACGACGACAGGCGCGAAGGACAGCAUGAGGGGAAUGCGAUCGAAAAAGAGUGCUCCAGGUGUCCAUAUUUUCAAAUUCGCUGGCCUUGCGCGGUUCCUUGUAAGGAUUGCACGAGCAGCAGCAGUGGCGGCGCCAGCAUCAGCAGCGGCUGCAUCGGUUGCUGGAUCCGCCAAGAGAGCUCGUCUGCUCUUCCAGAGGCAGAUGUUGAUCGUCUGAAUCUAACCAGCGAAAGCCUUCAAGAUUCCGGUCACCCAGAAGCGAGAUCUGCGGGUGUGAGCUACGGUAAGCCAUUGCCCCUAGCGGGGUUGGCGCAUCCGUCACUGCGAUCAGCGCAGAGCAAAUUCGCCCGCGCUCUCGCUGUGGCUGUGGAAGUGGCUUCCUUGCAGCAACAGGUGGCUUCUCUUGAGAGACAGGUUCAGUCAGGCAUGCACGCUGUGAAGUGUGCCGCAGCGGAAGGGUGAGGUAGCGGAGGAGUGAGGAGAGGAGAUGUACUUAAAAGCGCCCGCGCACUGGCUGUGGCUGUGGAAGUGGCUUUCUUGCAGCAACAGGUGGCCUCCCUCGAGAGACAGGUUCAGUCAGGCAUGCAAUCUGUGAUGUGUGAGGCAGCGGAGGAGUGAGGAGAGCGUGAGAAGGGAAUCGACAUGGGAAGUGGAUUGCAGAGAAAGACAAUGUUGAGAAUGGAAGGUGGGAGUGAGGAGAUGGAAUGGUGAUUUUUGGAGGCAACUGGUGGCGAGGAUGUGAUGUGGGUGUGGGAGGUGAGCUUCAAUUGAUGGUUGCUUUGUCUCAAUGUGGCACUGUGAUCUAUUGAGAUAAUGUUAGCUGACGGGAUAUGCACACCUGCGUGUACAUACGACUUUGAAUCUCUUCUAUCAUGACUUAUAUCGUGAUAGGGAGGGAGGGACAUGUUUUGUGUACGUUUAAGAUGUUUAUUCCAAACUUUAAGUAAUACCACUAUGUCGA